AUGGAAGACGCCAACCCAGACGCCGCAGCCGCCGCCACCGGAGGCGACUCGCGUUCCCAUUUCCAGAUCGAUCUCGAGGCGCGGCAGGUGAUGGUCAAACAAAUAUUUAAGACUCUGAGGUGGCAUCUGCCAGUGUCAGAUGAAGAGGGGCGCAGUAGACUUCAAAAGCUUGCUGAGGGAUUUGAGCUUAAAUUCUACAAAGAAGCCACCAACAAGGAUAGUUAUAAGCGGAAGAUUGCUAUGCUAUUGAUCUAUGUGAAGAAUAUGUAUCAAAAUUCCCACCGUCAAGGUCUGAAGCAAGCAACACCAAAAAUUGAUUCUGUAUAUGUGUUUCUUUCUCUUCAGAAAAAUGAUAAAGGCAAGGCACCCAUGCCUGAGUCUCCAGGAGAUGAGAUUAUUCCACCUCCACAAGAAUUCUGGGAUUCUACCCUGUAUGGUCCGGGCAAUGAGGACCCGACCUAUGAACCUGGGGAUGACAGGGCAACCAAUUUGAAGAAGCGCAAAUUUGAUUGUUCAAGUUCUUGGGCACCUCUGCUCGGACAGCCCACCUUCUCUGUUCCUGUGGAUGAUCCCUCUUCCUCCCUAGAAAUUCCAGAGGCGUCCUCAUCUGUACCGUCCUGCCAUUCCAGGAUCGUUCAGAAAACUGUAGUUGCACUGUGCACAUAUAUGCACGGCCAUAUGGAUUUCGAUGUGCCCUGGUGCCUUCCUGUUGCGUUGCAACUCGAAGGCUUGAUGAAGAACCCUGAGUCAUUCAAGGAUUAUUACGAGCUCGAUGAAAUGUACAGCAAAUGUCAAGCGAAUGGACCUAAUGGAAAGCGAGCCGGUGUUUGGGAAGACUUCACGCCGAUAAAAGUACUCGGGCCUGAUAGGAAGGUGAUGCUCACCUUGGCAAUCUGCCAUGACUGCAACAUGGCGUACCAGACUGGUAAAUGGGACUCCAAAAAGGGGAGCCUCUCCAACAAUGGUACCAAAACCCUCAAGGGGCACAACCGCAAAUGCAGUGCCCAGCACCAUAUAGCCGGCAACACUCAAGGAGCCAUUCACCAAAUGCCGUAA
Messenger RNA from Miscanthus lutarioriparius, 1056 nucleotides. The record is from the annotation of a GenBank genome assembly. Lineage: Eukaryota; Viridiplantae; Streptophyta; Magnoliopsida; Poales; Poaceae.